Molecule: messenger RNA, 1643 nt
Organism: Ipomoea nil (Japanese morning glory)
Lineage: Eukaryota; Viridiplantae; Streptophyta; Magnoliopsida; Solanales; Convolvulaceae
Product: protein LST8 homolog
Exons: 11
Coding region: 362-1309 (315 amino acids)
Biological process (GO): TOR signaling; regulation of actin cytoskeleton organization
Cellular component (GO): TORC1 complex; TORC2 complex
Molecular function (GO): protein binding
Source: RefSeq, a predicted model, not a curated record
UUUAUCCCUCGGGGGGUGUGGGGUCGAGGGAAAUGAAUAUGUAUGCUCCCACUCCGAACAUUGCCGAAGCAGCAGCAAUUCAGCAAAGAGGUCUCUCCUCCGCCCGCCCCGAUCCUUCCAAGCGGCGCUACACCUCCAUAACCACCUCGUUUUGCCGUCUAUAUCUCUGCAAUUGAAGCAUUGUUCACAAGUCUUAAGCUUUUCUCUUCUUCCCUGCUAUGGGAUAUAUCCGCUCCUCCGGCAUCACUCUGCAUCUCGUACAAAAAUCCCAUAAAACAAAACCCUAGUACCCACCUUCGCCACUAAAUGAUCACAACCACGCAGCUGUCUAAGACUAACAAAUAGGAGAAAAGGAUCGAAGAUGACACAACCAUCGGUUGUGCUUGCAACAGCUAGCUAUGAUCACACUAUUCGGUUUUGGGAAGCGAAGAGUGCCCGCUGUUUUCGGACUAUCCAAUACCCUGAAUCACAAGUCAACCGGCUUGAGAUUACCCCAGACAAGCAUUUCCUGGCUGCAGCAGGCAACCCUCACAUUCGAUUGUUUGACAUCAAUUCAGACCGUCCUCAGCCUAUACAAAGCUUUGAUUCACACACUAACAAUGUUAUGGCAGUUGGAUUCCAAUGUGAUGGAAAUUGGAUGUAUUCUGGUUCUGAAGAUGGCACAGUAAAGAUUUGGGAUUUGAGGGCACCGGGUUUUCAGAGGGAAUAUGAAAGUCGUGCAGCGGUCAACACAGUUGUUUUGCACCCAAAUCAGACUGAGCUGAUAUCUGGUGACCAGAAUGGAAAUAUUCGAGUUUGGGACUUGACAGCUAAUUCAUGCAGCUGUGAAUUGGUUCCAGAGGUGGAUACCGCAGUCAGGUCUUUGACUGUAAUGUGGGAUGGAAGCUUGGUUGUGGCUGCAAAUAAUCAUGGAACAUGUUAUGUUUGGCGUCUAUUGCAGGGAACCCAGACUAUGACCAACUUUGAGCCCCUUCAUAAAUUACAAGCACAUGAUGGAUACAUCCUCAAAUGUCUCCUUUCCCCGGAGUUGAGUGAGCCUCACCGGUAUCUGGCCACAGCAUCUUCUGAUCAUACUGUCAAGAUAUGGAAUGUGGAUGGAUUUACCUUGGAGAAAACUCUCAUAGGACAUGAACGCUGGGUCUGGGACUGUGUUUUCUCUGUCGAUGGUGCUUUUCUAAUCACAGCUUCUUCCGACACAACAGCGAGAUUAUGGUCCGUGUCUGGUGGCAAAGAAAUCAAAGUAUACCAGGGACAUCACAAGGCAGCUGUGUGUUGCGCUCUCCAUGACGGGCCCGAACCCUCUAGCUAGCUAGCUCAUCCAUCAAUUAUGUGGUUUUCAGAUGAUUUGGUAAACUGGCAAAGAAUAUUUUGUCCAUGUCAACCAGCAAGAUAAUGGGCCUGACUGAACUAAACCCUCUUUGAUUCUUGGAAGUAUUCUUUAAUCUUACAGGUACCUGGAGCCUGGAGGGGUGUUUUACACUUGUACUUGUGCAGUAUGCUCAUCAACUUUCUAUACUAGUUUUCAGAUCAUUGCUUGAUUUCUAGAGUUUUAUUUCGUCGUACGAGCACGACUUAAAAGAGAUGAUUCUAGAUUCAUUAAUCUCCUUGUAAGCAUGGUUAAGGAAUAAAAUCAAUUUCUUGAA